UACCUUGCAAUUUUCACAAAAAUGGCGCCUUUCUUCGUUUUGUUACCUUCGAACGCAGAAGAGUUCCAUCUCGGAUUAUCGGAACUCAUCUAGGUUUUGCUUUGUCAUUUGAAGAAAAUUAGUUUGCGUACUUGACAACGGACAAGAUGUAAUAAGCCAGGAGUAAUAUUAUGGUGUCAGUGAUGGAUCCCCGUAUUGCAGCCAUCAUGGCUCAGUAUGACAUGCCCAGAGAAGAAGAUAAGCCACAGGAGGCAGUACAGGAAGAGAAGAAAAAACCCAAACCCCCCACAAACUAUGAGGAGUUCAUGAAUGCUGAGGGACUGGAGGAAUGGCCCCAGAGAUUGACAUCAGAGGGGGCUUUGGAUAUCUCUGACGAGGCAUUUCUACUGGGGAGUCAAGAAGACAUAGCAGCCAUCUUAAGGGAGUCGGCACCCCUGGGUUUACACAUGUUAGAGGACCUAGAGGGUAGACUCGAUAAGCUUGAGGACAAACUUCGUUUCUAUGCCGACCAGGUUGUCACCGAGGAGAAGAAACUACAGCGUGAGGAGGACAUUCCUUAUGGAGUCAGUCGAGCAUUUAUAACACAGAUGGCUGAAUCUGAUGCUGUAAAGAGUCACCAUAGUGCCAGGGGAAGAAGAACCAUGAACAAAGAGGACUCGGACCUGGUGGAGACAAUGAUGGAGACUAGGAAGAAGAGUAUGGAUUACUGCCAGUUCCCAGGGUUCAGACACGGUGAACUGAUAGAGCUCCCUGCUCAGCUUGAGUCUCCUCCCAUACUGCACAGGGUCACAAAGGCCCAAAACUUUAAUCCUGGUUUUAAGAAGUUCUGGAAGAAGCUGUUUUUAUCGGAGGCCUCAGUCGCUGUAAUGCAGGACACGUUCUGGUGGUUCUUCCUGAACCGCUUUGACCGUAAUAGUGAAGAUGAGAAGAAUCUUCUAUAUGACAGAAUCGCUGAUAGUUUUGUUGGUCUGUUUGCCAGUAUCCACAAAGACGUCAAGGACAAAUUUCUUUCGGUAUACCCAGACUGCCUUGCUCAGGCUAUCUACAUGGCUUAUUGGACAGCAUUCCCAGAAUCCCAUGCCAAAAUGGAUGAAUCCUUCAAACAAGACUUACUAAAUGUUGUUCAUGAGUGGGUUACAGGAUUAAAACCUGUUCCUGGAACCUGGAAAACAUGGAACAUACAGAAGAUGGAGGCAAAAGCACCAAAAGGACUGGAGAGGGAAUCGAACCAAGCAACCACGAAACUGAUGCAGGCAGCCGCUCUCAAUAAAGAAAUGAAUCUGAGUUUGGACAUGGAUUCCUUCAAUAGAAUGAUGGCUUCUCUGGGUGGGAACCACACAGGUCCCCCUUCCUCUGUCAGCCCCACCCCCCAGAAUGUGUCCCGAGAGAUGACCAAACUCACCACGAUGACAAACUUCACCAACAUGACGAAUGGGUUGUCCAUAGCCUCCCACAACUUUAAUGUCCCUCCCACUGCCCUGUCUCAAGGAUCCACCUCUAGGCUGGCUACGUGUGGUACCACUUCUCAUAGGGUGGAGAAAAAAGAGUCUCACCAGCUGGGUCCUGGACCCGAAUAUGAGAGGGUCCUCUUCAAUACGAGUGGUCGCAGUCCACUGAUUUCACACUACCUACACCUACGACAACUCCGAGACUUUAAACAACCUGGCAAAAAAGUCCGCAGGACUGAGAUAUCAGCCAUGCCUCCUCCAGGUCCCACAUACAAACAGCUGAUAGAGACUCGCAAAGCCAUGUCUGAGGCUCUAAAGAAAGAAUACGAAAAGAUUUGUGAUCAGACCCAUAAGGACAUUGUUGAAAUUGAGAGGAAGAGGAUCAAGACAAACCGAGAGAUCAGUAAUAUUACUCGGGAAUUAAUGAUGACCAAGAAUCCCCUGGACAUUAAGAUACUCAGCGAACGAAUCAUGGCCAUAAGGAACAUGAAGGUUGUAGAGGAGCGUGAUCGAGACAUGUCCCUUCUGGACAAGGACUCUGAUGCAGGACCUUUGGACAGUGGACCAGGUCUGGAGGAGGAGGAGGAGUGAUACAGAUCCCCCAAAAGCACUGUGAUAAGGGAGAUAACUCCCUAGUGAUAGGGGAAAUAACUCCCUAUUAAUAAAGGGAAAUAACUCCCAAAUAGACACAAAGUUAUGUGAUUCAUGUGUCAUAACUUGUUUUUUUUAAAUAUGUUUCAUAUAUAUUUAGUUGAAAAUGUAUACAUUGUGAACAUCUUGUGCAAGUUUUGACAUGCCUGAAUAAAAACCAGUUGAGUUUA
Molecule: messenger RNA, 2269 nt
Organism: Saccostrea echinata
Lineage: Eukaryota; Metazoa; Mollusca; Bivalvia; Ostreida; Ostreidae
Product: protein FAM227B-like
Exons: 17
Coding region: 171-2039 (622 amino acids)
Source: RefSeq, a predicted model, not a curated record